Molecule: messenger RNA, 715 nt
Organism: Telopea speciosissima
Lineage: Eukaryota; Viridiplantae; Streptophyta; Magnoliopsida; Proteales; Proteaceae
Exons: 2
Coding region: 38-505 (155 amino acids)
Source: RefSeq, a predicted model, not a curated record
CUACGGCCACGCGCUACUGAGAUUCCGAACUGAAACAAUGGCGGACGAGUCUUGGCAACUUGAAACUCGAACCUCGGAAGAUAAGGGUGAAGGCAACGAACUCGAAGAAGUAGAGAAGCUGGAGGUGGAAGUGAAGCAAAUGGCUGAAAGAAUCCUCCAUUACCGGACAACGCUUCCGGAUCAGUUCAAGAAAACCGUUUCUUCAGUCCUUGCUGCUCAGAGACCUAUUCUUCCAAAUCUCGACGCCACGGCUCAACUUGGAGUCGAUGGAGAUCGUGUCUCAGAUGCAGGAGAACAUAUUGAGUCAUCUAAAGGUGCAUUAGUAGCAGAAGAGGAUCCUGAGACCAAGGAGAUAAUACGGUUGCUAACACUCAAGAUUUCUAGUAAUGUAUCUGCUAUGCCCAUCAUUUUGAAGAGGAUGAAUGAGUGUAUUUCUAUGAUUGAUAGGCUAGAUUCAUUCAAUGGAUCCAUACAUCCUAUUUUUAAAAGGAAACGGACAAGCUGACCAAGUUCACUUAAUUUUAAGAGUCCUCACCGUCCUGUCAUUUGAAGAUGAUAAAUGAUUGUAUUUCUGAUGUGGCCACGGAAGUGGCUGUUGAUCUGCCUGUACGAAGGAACAAUAGGCAGAGAAAUAAACCUCUUGCCUUAAGGGACUAUGUACAACAGAAUAACAGAGUCGGUUGAAUUGAGUUAGUUGUUGUAAACAGAAUCAUUU